This is a messenger RNA of Tremella mesenterica DSM 1558, 231 nucleotides long. RefSeq lists its product as uncharacterized. The annotation marks the transcript as partial. Lineage: Eukaryota; Fungi; Basidiomycota; Tremellomycetes; Tremellales; Tremellaceae. The transcript has 2 exons. The record is from RefSeq and is a predicted model, not a curated record.
ACAUCAUCAACGGCUGGCCCGUCAAAGCUCGCCAAUAAUCCUCGACUGCCAGCGACUUUUGCCCCGAAGAACAAACGUAAAGCGAAUAAGAAGGAGAGCAAGAAGCAGCGUUUACGACGAGAGGAGGGAAAGGAUAAGGCUCAGGAGAGAAAUAUGAAGCUUCAAGUCAAGGUGAAAGACAGGGAGGAGAAGAAGUCGAAACGUGAGAGAGCUAAGAAAGCCUGGGAGUGA